This is a messenger RNA of Amphimedon queenslandica, 1093 nucleotides long. RefSeq lists its product as uncharacterized. The transcript has 4 exons. The record is from RefSeq and is a predicted model, not a curated record. NCBI's taxonomy places the organism in Eukaryota, Metazoa, Porifera, Demospongiae, Haplosclerida, Niphatidae. Bases 92 to 958 code for a protein of 288 amino acids.
AUAAAAUUUAAUUAUAAAGAUGGCGUUCAAUUCAAAACUCUAAAUUUUUAUCUCUCGAUCUUCAUUAAUUGACAUAUGCUACUAGUGAGCCAUGGAUGAUACAUCAAUAGAAGAGAUUGACUGGUUUCCUUUGCCUGAAGUGGAAUCAAGAGAUCACGUGAUCCCAGAAAGAGCCCCAGGCCCAACAUGCUCAUACAAUGUGAAUCCUAAUCUUACUACUCCAAUUAAAGCCCACCCACAGUUACCCAACCUCAGUGUACUAUCCAUCAAUAGUUCUGCUCCUUCGAAUAUCAACGAUCGCUCAUCAGUUUCAACCACACCCACACAAUUAGAUCAACUUUGGACUAAAUUUUUAGACCUAUACGUUACAAAGCCACACCCUCUAAUAACAUGUAAUAAAGACGAAUGUACAUGUACAUGUCAUCAUGAAAAUGAGGUCAGCAAACACCAAGAGAGACAGACAGAAACUAUUUUUACAACACCUUCAAAACUCGAGCCAUACCCAUUACCAACUAGUCCUUCAACAACUGAAGCCACACCCCCAACAACACCACAGGCCAAACCAACUAAAGCCAUGGAAAGGCUGACAUUACAAGAUGCUUGUCGUCACUUUAAAACCUCCUUUAUCAAGAACUCACUCGCCAGACAAGAGGAGAUAAAGAGAAAACCAAGAAAUAAAAUGUUAACGAGCACUUACCAUACCCCUUCAUUCAUUCAAAGAUUAAAUAAAACCUCUGAAGUUACUGUUCCUAGACAGAAGAUGACAUACAAAGAGAUGUACAUGCACACUAAAAAUAAGUGGGACGUACUACCGGAAGUGAUAGCUAAAAAUAAAAAAUCAGUAAAAGAGAAAGAAGCAGAAACUAACCGACUACGAGUUAAAAUAUACCAAAAAGAAGUGCUGGCAAGGAUGAGAAGAUUAAAAGAAAAAUCCAAAAAAAUGAAACAAUAUCUAUAAUAUAAUUAACAAUUACAUCAUUAUUACCAAAAAUAGACACAGUAUAAUUAUGAAUCUUUAAAUCCCAACAAAUACCUACAAACAGCAAAUGAAUGACAAUAAUUUUUAAUAAUAAGACAUGUAUCUGAUUGACUG